UACAAAUAAAAUUACAAUCUACCCCCAAUAGUCUUCCAAACCUCAACUUUUCGCCAUCACCGUAAAGUCCCUCUUUGUUCUGUAUAUCGUCUCGCUGUAUCUCACCGUCGCCGUAAUAAUCACCGUCGCCACCGCCGCCGGCGUAGCUCUAUCAUCCACCCACUUGAUCUCGAAGGUUUUACAACAUUCUCGAAUUUGUUUGAAAAGCUAAUGAUGUGUGGGAUUCUCAAUCAUUUGAAUGGUUACUGAUAGUCCACUUAUGAAGUAUACCUUAUCCAGAAAGAUACGAGAAAAAAAAUGAAUUUUCAACAAAUGUCGGGGCAGAUUUCAGCGCAGGUUCCAAAUCAAAGUGGUACUUCUUCGCCUGCGCUACCCCAGCAGAAUGGAAAUGCUUCUCCUAUGCAGAUGCAAAAUCCAAGUGUUCAUCGUACUAUACCCAAUAUGGAGUUUGAGCUUGUGAAAGUUCGCAGAACUAUUUCACGAAGGAUCUAUGAGUAUCUCAUUCGGCGGCACCAGCAGCAGCAGCAAAUCCAGGAGGCGCAACAUCAGAGGAUUGUGGAUCUAGUUAAACGCCUGGAGGAAAGCUUGUUUAAGAGUGCUUCGACAAAGGAGGAGUAUAUGGAUCUAUCGACUCUGGAGAACCGAUUACUUUCUGUGAUUAAACGCCUUCCUCGGAAUAAUCAUAGCCAACAAUUCUCCCACAUAAAUUCAUCUGCAUCCAUUGGUACAAUGAUACCAACUCCAGGCAUGCCCCGAAGUUUGAAUGCGUCCCUUGUUGGGACAUCAUCUGUCGACAGUUCUGUGACUGCCGGAAGUACUCUUACAUCCUCUGCAGUUAACUCUGGAAACUUCGUGCGGACAACCAAUUUCCCCUCUGGCAGUAUGCAUGGCCCCUUGGCAAAUGGAUAUCAGCAGUCUACAUCCAAUUUCACAAUCAAUUCUGGUGGGAACAACCUGGUACCAUCCAUGGGUGGACAAAGAAUAACAAGCCAAAUGAUUCCCACUCCUGGGUUUAGUAAUAGUGAUAAGUCCAAUAAUAAUACCAGUGCUCAAUCUCACAUCAAUUUGGAAUCAUCUAAUGGUGGUGCUGCCUUUUCUGGGGUUGAUUCCGUAAUCGUGUCACAGACACCACAACAAAAGCAAAAUGUUUCUGGUCAAAAUAGCCGUAUACUGCAUACACUUGGCAGCCAUAUGGGUGGUGGAAUCAGGUCAGAAUUGCAGAAUAGGUCCUAUGGACAGUCAACUGCGCCUCUGAAUGAGGGGCUUGGAAUAACUGGGAACAAUUUGCAGCAUUUGAAUGGUCCUGGAACCUCUGAGGGUUAUACAUCCGCUACCAUGCAUGUAGACUCCCCAAAGUCGCUACUUCAACAUUUUGAUGAACAUCAGCGACCAGAAAUGCAAGGCACAGUCAUCAGUAGUCAGAGCUUGAGUGCUGUAGCCUUGCAGUCCAUGUCAAAAACAAUCUCACCUUUGAUGAGCAACACGUCGAACUUGACUGCCUCUCAGCAGAUGCCAAAUGCAAAGGUUCAACCUGUAGUUCAAUUGGAGAAGAUGAACUUACAGUCCCAGUAUUAUCUGGGCGAUGCCCAUUUAUCUUCUCAUCAGCCUCAACAAUUUCAGCAUCAACAUAAGUUUGCACAACAUUUAUCCCAACAGAAGCUACAAAGUCAGCAGCAACAACUUGUGUUAAGUAGCAGUGCUGUUGGAGGUCAGCUGCCAUCUAAUCCUGAUACUCAAGUAAAAUUGGAGCCUGAAAAUCAUGAUGAAGCCCUGCAAAAUCAGUUUCAACAGAAAACUGUUGGAGAGCAAUCUAAAGGUGCAGUAUUGCAGGGUGAACGGUAUCCGAAAUCUCAAGAUGGGUCUCAGAUACCAGGUAGCUUCUUUGAACCGAAUAUUCAAGAAGAAUUGCGUCAGAGAACUUCCACGCAAGAGGAAGCUCAGCCCAAUAAUUUAUCUACUGGGGGAUCUUUGGCCAGUCAAUCUGUUGCUAAUAGAAUAGUUGAAACCAAUAAUUCGAGCAGUGCCAUGCGCAGAUCUGGUAAUGUUCCUCGUGAACGGCAGUAUGUUAAUCAGCAGAGGUGGCUGUUGUUUUUGAUUCAUGCGCGUCGAUGUUCUGCUCCUGAAGGAAAAUGCCCUGAAACCAAUUGCAUACAUGCACAAAAACUAUUGAGGCAUAUGGAAAGAUGCAGUAAAUUUGAUUGCCGGUAUCUUCGGUGCCCUGAAACAAAGGUUUUAAUUAAUCAUUAUAGGCAGUGCAAGAAUGUAAACUGUCCCGUUUGCAUUCCAGUCAAGAAAUUUAUGCAGACACAACAUAAAGUGUUUGGUCGUCCUGGCUAUAUUUCUGAUAUGACAAAUUCCCUCAACGGUAUUUGUAGAACCUAUGAUGCUGUUGAAACUGCUUCUAAGUUGGCUGGCAACCUGAGUCCAAUGGCAGUUAAAACUCCAGAAGAUUUGCAGCCUUCUCUUAAACGCAUGAAGAUAGAGCCAUCUUCUCAACCUCAUAUCUUGGAAAUUGAAAAUUUUGUGCCAGUUUCGGCCUGUGAGUCUAAUGUUUUGCAAGAUACUCAGUUUGUUGAACAGAAUGAUGCUGUGGUAAUGAAGGCUGAAGUCACUGAAGUAAAGAUGGAAGCUUUUGCAAAUGCUGUGCAAGUUGGUCCUGGUAGUACUGAUAUAGCAAAGAAUAAUUUGGAUAAUAAAUACACCCAAAGGCCUGCUAGUGAUUCUCUUGCAUCAAGUACUCCAGGUUGUCUUGUGAAGGAGGAAAAUGUUAAUACUGAGAAGGACAUAGAUCUGCCUAAACAGGAAAAUACAUCAGUGCCCUCUGAAAGUACAAGUGGAUCCAAAUCUGGGAAGCCUAAAAUAAAGGGUGUCUCGAUGAUGGAACUUUUUACCCCAGAGCAGGUCCGGGAACACAUUAAAGGUCUGAGACAAUGGAUAGGCCAGAGCAAAGCAAAAGCAGAAAAAAAUCAAGCAAUGGAGCAUUCUAUGAGUGAAAAUUCUUGUCAGUUAUGUGCAGUUGAGAAGCUAAAUUUUGAACCCCCACCCAUAUAUUGUACUCCAUGUGGUGCUCGUAUUAAACGUAAUGCGAUGUAUUAUACCAUUGGAGCCGGUGAUACACGACACUACUUUUGCAUUCCAUGUUAUAAUGAGGCCCGUGGAGACACCAUCGUUGUUGAUGGAACCAGCGUUCCAAAGGCGAGGAUGGAGAAAAAGAGGAAUGAUGAGGAGACUGAAGAAUGGUGGGUGCAAUGUGAUAAAUGUGAAGCUUGGCAACAUCAGAUUUGUGCUUUAUUUAAUGGUAGAAGGAAUGAUGGUGGGCAAGCUGAGUAUACCUGUCCCAAUUGCUACAUAGCAGAAGUUGAAAGAGGUGAACGCAAACCCUUACCACAAAGUGCUGUUCUUGUAGCAAAAGAUCUGCCUCAAACAACUCUCAGCGAUCACAUUGAGAAACGAUUAGCUAAUAGUUUGAAGGAGGAACGGGAAAAAAGAGCAAAGCGUGAAGGAAAAGGUUAUGAUGAGGUUCCUGGAGCAGAAGGACUUGUUGUAAGAAUUGUGUCAUCAGUGGACAAAAAGUUAGAAGUGAAACCACGGUUUCUUGAGAUAUUUCAGGAAGAGAACUAUCCGCUGGAGUUCCCGUAUAAAUCAAAGGUGUUAUUGUUAUUUCAGAGAAUUGAAGGUGUGGAGGUGUGCCUCUUUGGCAUGUAUGUUCAAGAAUUUGGAUCUGAAUGCGCACAGCCAAAUCAUCGCCGGGUUUAUCUCUCGUAUCUAGAUUCUGUUAAAUAUUUCAGGCCAGAGAUAAAAACUGUAACUGGGGAGGCUCUCCGCACAUUUGUGUACCAUGAAAUUUUGAUUGGAUAUCUAGAAUAUUGCAAAAAGCGUGGUUUCACAAGUUGUUAUAUUUGGGCUUGUCCUCCACUUAAGGGUGAAGAUUAUAUAUUAUAUUGCCAUCCCGAAAUUCAGAAGACCCCAAAAUCUGACAAACUAAGAGAGUGGUAUUUAUCAAUGUUAAGAAAAGCUAAGGAGCAAAAUAUAGUUGUCGAGCUCACUAAUUUAUACAACCAUUUCUUCAUAUCCACGGGCGAAUGUAAAGCUAAAGUAACUGCAGCUCGUCUGCCUUAUUUUGAUGGUGAUUAUUGGCCUGGUGCUGCAGAGGAUAUGAUUUAUCAACUUCAGCAGGAAGAGGAUGGGAGAAAGCAGCCUAAAAAAGGAACUAUAAGGAAGACCAUAACAAAAAGAGCUCUGAAAGCAUCUGGUCAAUUUGAUCUUUCUGGGAAUACAUCUAAGGAUCUGCUUCUAAUGCAAAAACUCGGUGAAACGAUUUCUCCAAUGAAGGAGGAUUUUAUUAUGGUUCAUUUACAGCAUGCAUGUACCCAUUGUUGCGGUCUAAUGGUUUCUGGAAAUCGUUGGGAGUGCAAGCAAUGCGAGAAUUUUCAGCUUUGUGACAAGUGUUAUGAAAUUGAGCAAAAACUUGAAGAUAGAGAAAGACAUCCUAUUAAUCAAAAGGACAAGCACACACUUUAUCAAUGUAAAAUCAAGGAGGUACCUCAUGACACCAAGGAUGAAGAUGAAAUUCUCGAGAGUGAGUUUUUUGAUACAAGACAGGCAUUUUUGAGCCUUUGUCAGGGAAAUCAUUACCAAUAUGAUACCCUCAGGCGCGCUAAACAUUCCUCGAUGAUGGUCCUUUACCACCUUCAUAAUCCCACAGCACCAGCAUUCGUGACAACUUGCAACAUUUGUUACCUUGAUAUAGAAGCUGGUCAAGGUUGGCGAUGUGAAGUUUGCGCAGAUUAUGAUGUUUGCAAUGCUUGUUACCAGAAAGAUGGUGGAAUUGAUCAUCCUCAUAAGUUGACUAAGCAUCCGUCCUUGGCUGACCGUGAUGCACAGAAUAAAGAAGCUAGGCAACUACGAGUUUCACAGCUUAAGAAGAUGCUUGAGCUCCUGGUGCAUGCUUCUCAGUGUCGCUUUCCUCAUUGUCCAUAUGUGAACUGUCGCAAAGUUAAGGGGCUUUUCCGCCAUGGUAUACAGUGUAAAAUACGAGUUUCUGGAGGUUGUGUUCUCUGUAAGAAGAUGUGGUAUCUCCUUCAAUUGCAUGCUCGUGCAUGCAAGGUAUCUGAAUGUCAUGUUCCCCGAUGCAGAGAUUUGAAAGAACAUUUGCGGAGGAUGCAGCAGCAGGCUGAUUCUCGGCGGAGAGCUGCUGUCAUGGAGAUGAUGAGGCAGCGUACAGCAGAAGUUGCAGGCGGUUCUGGUUGAAGAUAUUGUACAUACUUCAAAGGCAUGGUGCUAAAGUGUUAUUGGAGGUAGGACUAUGGAAGCGCGGAAUCAUUGAACACACAAAAUCUGCUUCAUGCCAACAGUGCUUAUUCAUCCAUAAAAAUAUGCUCUCCCAUGGGACAAGAAAUUGAUCAGGUCUGGUUUAUCAUCACUCUAAUGAUUCCUUCAGUGGCACAGCUCUGGAUUACAUCUAUAAUGAUGGUUAUAGAACCUAGCUGCUCUUGACAACCAUUCCGUGGUAGUAUAGAAUGCCAACGAGCUCCGCCUGAACGUGGCGCAUAGGUGAUUCUUUGAUUUCAUUCUGCCAUAGGAAGUUCAUCAUUUGAUGGCAGAUGUAAUAUAGCUUUCCUUAUUUAACUUGAGCUAGCUUGCAAGCCUUUUUGUUAAAAAGUAAAAAUUAUUUUGCUGCCUUCUACUCCAUGAGUUCUCAAACUGGAUUUAGAUUCUGUGGAUGUUUCUUUUAUAUUUAUAAUAUAUAAUAUGAUAUACAUAUUAAAGAUGA
Messenger RNA from Solanum pennellii, 5773 nucleotides. RefSeq names its product histone acetyltransferase HAC1-like. The transcript is spliced from 18 exons. Gene Ontology annotation, biological process: positive regulation of transcription by RNA polymerase II. Lineage: Eukaryota; Viridiplantae; Streptophyta; Magnoliopsida; Solanales; Solanaceae. The coding region runs from base 298 to 5250 and encodes 1650 amino acids. Gene Ontology annotation, cellular component: histone acetyltransferase complex; transcription regulator complex. The record is from RefSeq and is a predicted model, not a curated record. Gene Ontology annotation, molecular function: histone acetyltransferase activity; zinc ion binding; transcription coactivator activity.